This is a messenger RNA of Nothobranchius furzeri (turquoise killifish), 5790 nucleotides long. NCBI's taxonomy places the organism in Eukaryota, Metazoa, Chordata, Actinopteri, Cyprinodontiformes, Nothobranchiidae. The record is from RefSeq and is a predicted model, not a curated record.
GCUGCUGUGAUUCACUUGAAAGCAGAUCUUGAUGUGCGGCUUUAGCCAAAGAGGAUUUGAGGUACAGGCUCACCAACAAACGGGAAAUAUGGACGCUGGUUAUUAGGAUCUCAUCCCACGCUCCUGGAAACCGCUGUUUUGUUCCUUUUCUGCCUCUUCAACCAACUAUUUAGGGUCCCGCAGAAGUAGAGGUGUGCGCGCGAAGGUAAAAGAAUAAAAAAUAAAUACUUUGUUUUAAUUCUAAGGAAUUAGCGUGACUGACUAUGCUGCAGGAAUGCACGAAUUAAUUACACAGUAAUUAUUUAGCGCCGAGUUUGUGGACGGACCUGCUCCAGGAAACGAUGUGAAGGAUGCUCUGAGACGAGGACUGCCUUGAUGGACAAACCGCUUCUUUCCCUGCAUCUUAUCAGCCAACGUUGCCUCUUUGCUACUGAGGAUGCGGGGUUGAAAAGCCCUGAGCAAGGCUUCCAGUGACUUGCCAAAUAAUACGAGCUUGAACAUGAAGAUUAAAGCUGCCAUUUCGACUCAAGUGAAACCGUGCAAACAAUAACUGGCACCAGAACGGACUGUUUCGUAAUUACACAGAUAAUGCUAAGUGUGCCCACUGGAUAUCUGGAUUUCUGUCACUUUGCUUCAGCUAAGUAUGGCAGCAAAGACCUGUGAGCAGUUCAAACGGUUUUAGUGGGAGCAGUGAGAGGUUUGGCUGUUGGCCUGGACAGCAUGAAGUGUUUGUGCCAGAAUACAAAUGUUGGCUAAACCCAGUUAUUUGUAAAUCUACGCUAACGUUUUGAAUCCUACUUUACAAUGCAGCAGUUUACACUUCUGUGUGUCAGCAUAGACAGCCAACUCUCACAGUCAACCCAAGACACGUUUAUUCAUAAUCAAAGGAUCCUAUAAGUAAAUUAUACUAAGAAUUACGCCUACAGAAAUCCAUAAUCACACAAUGGUUGUACAAAAGCUGCACAGUACCCAUUUUAUUUGGGUUGGGCUUCUUCUUUUCUGCUUUGUGGAAAUAAGCACCUGUCUAGAGUUUGCAGGUGCUGAGGGACAGUGGGCGAGGUUCUCGGUGUGGAACGCAUGCUGCGAAAGUGAAAUGAGCUUCAACAUGAAGACAAAGAGCUCCCACGGGCUGUUAGUUUACUUUGACGAUGAGGGAUUUUGUGACUUUCUAGAACUUCUCAUACUGAACGGUAAACUGAGCCUGCGCUUCUCAAUCUUCUGCGCUGAGCCAGCGACCGUUGUGUCAGACACGGCGGUCAACGACAGCCAAUGGCACACGGUCACGAUAAGGAGAAACUUUAAGAACACAACCCUCACUGUGGACAACGAGAUCAAGUGGGUGGAGGUGAAAUCGAAAAGACGAGACAUGACGGUCUUCAGCCCUCUGUUUGUCGGUGGAUUACCUCUGGAGUUGAGGUCUGUGCCGCUGCGCCUGACGUCAGCCGUUGCCAAGGAUCAGCUGCCUUUCGCUGGGUGGAUAACAGAUGUAAAAGUCAACAAUGCGGAGUCUGAGAUGAUCACCAGUGAGAGGGUUGUAAUGGACAUCUGUGGUAGAGCCAACAUGUGCUUAAAUGGAGGAGUCUGCAGUUUAAUUAACAACGAACCAACGUGUGACUGUUCAAACACGGGCUUCCAAGGAAGAGACUGCAGUGAAGAAGACGACAAUACUGAAGGUCCUGCACACCUGAUGAUGGGCGAGCAAGGGCAGAGAGGGGAAGCUUGGCUUGUAAGGUCCCUGCUGAGCAUUCAAGGAAAGGAAGAAUACGUGGCAACCUUCAAAGGAUCCGAGUUCUUCUGCUACGACUUGUCCUUGAACCCAAUUCAAAGCAGCAGCGAUGAAAUCACGUUGUCUUUCAAAACUCUUCAGAGGAAUGGACUGAUGCUGCACACGGGAAAAUCAGCUGAUUACGUCAACCUGGCGCUGAAAAAUGGGGCUGUCUCACUCGUCAUUAAUUUGGGGUCUGGCGCCUUUGAAGCUCUUGUGGAGCCAGUCAAUGGGAAAUUUAAUGACAAUGAUUGGCACGAUGUCAAAGUUACAAGGAAUCUACGUCAGCACUCAGGCAUUGGACACGCUAUGGUAACGAUAUCCGUGGAUGGGAUUCUGACCACCACAGGGUAUACACAAGAAGACUACACCAUGCUAGGCUCUGAUGACUUUUUCUAUGUUGGAGGGAGCCCUAGCACAGCUGACCUGCCCGGAUCUCCAGUUAGCAACAACUUCAUGGGUUGCCUCAAGGAGGUCGUUUACAAAAACAACGACGUGAGGCUUGAGUUGUCCAGGCUGGCCAAGUCGGGCGAUCCCAAGAUGAAGGUCCAUGGCACUGUUGCCUUUAAGUGUGAGAAUGUGGCCACUCUGGACCCCAUCACAUUCGAGACACCUGAAUCUUUCAUCAUUCUCAACAAAUGGAAUGCUAAGAAAACAGGAUCCAUCUCCUUUGACUUUCGAACUACCGAGCCCAAUGGUCUUCUACUUUUCAGCCACGGCAAGCCCAAGCAGCAACCAAAGGACUCCAAGACUCCCCAAACUCUUAAGGUGGACUUCUUUGCCAUUGAGAUGUUGGAUGGCCAUCUGUACUUGUUGUUAGAUAUGGGCUCAGGAACUACAAAGAGCAAAGCUGUCAACAAGAAAGUCAACGAUGGCGAAUGGUAUCAUGUGGACUUCCAACGAGACGGGAGAUCAGGUACCAUCUCCAUCAAUACGCUCCGUACCGCCUACACGGCCCCUGGGGAAAGUGAAAUCUUGGACUUGGACGACAAUCUCUACCUUGGGGGUCUGCCAGAGAACAAAAUGGGGCUGGUGUUCCCCACUGAAGUGUGGACAGCGCUGCUCAACUACGGCUAUGUGGGCUGCAUCCGAGAUUUAUUUAUUGAUGGACAGAGUAAGGAUGUCCGACGCCUGGCAGAGAUCCAGAAGGCUGCUGGAGUCAAACCCUCAUGCUCUAAAGAGCCUCCUAAACAGUGCUUGAGCAACCCUUGUCAAAACAACGGGAUCUGUAGAGAGGGGUGGAACCGCUACGUGUGUGACUGCUCCGGGACCGGGUACCUCGGGUGCUCCUGUGAAAGAGAGGCCACUAUCCUCAGCUACGAUGGCAGCAAAUUCAUGAAGGUGCAGCUUCCAGUGGUGAUGCACACAGAAGCUGAGGACGUGUCUCUGAGGUUCCGCUCCCAGCGAGCCUACGGCCUCCUGAUAGCCACCACGUCUCAGGAUUCGGCUGACACCCUGCGCCUAGAGUUGGAGAGUGGCCGCGUUCGGCUGACUGUCAAUUUAGAUUGUAUCAGGAUAAACUGUACCUCCAGCAAAGGUCCAGAGACUAUUUUUGCGGGUCAGAAUCUGAACGAUAACGAGUGGCACACCGUACGAGUGUUCAGGAGAGGCAAGGGUCUGAAACUGACGGUAGAUGAUCUGCAGCCUGUAGAAGGUCAAAUGGCAGGUGACCACACCCAGCUGGAGUUUCAUAACAUAGAGACAGGCAUAGUGACGGAGAAGCGCUUCAUGUCCCUGGUGCCCUCCAACUUCAUCGGCCACCUCCAGAGCCUCGCCUUCAAUGGCAUGGCCUACAUAGACCUCUGCAAAAAUGGUGACAUUGAUUACUGUGAGCUCAAUGCCAUGAUCGGCUUCAAGAACAUCAUCGCCGAUCCCGUCACCUUCAAGUCGCGCUCCAGUUAUGUGACGCUCACUACUCUGCAGGCCUACUACUCCAUGCACCUUUUCUUUCAGUUUAAAACCACCUCCCCCGAUGGCCUGAUCCUGUAUAACAGCGGGGAUGGAAACGACUUCAUCGUGGUGGAGCUGGUCAAGGGUUACCUUCACUAUGUGUCCGACCUGGGGAACGGAGCCCAUCUAAUCAAAGGCAAUUCGAACAAACCUCUAAGCGACAACCAGUGGCACAACGUCAUCAUAUCCAGGGACACCAACAACCUCCACACUGUCAAGAUUGAUACCAAGAUCACAACACAGACAACCACAGGAGCUAAAAACCUGGACUUAAAAGGGAACCUUUACAUCGGUGGGGUGGCUAAGGAGAUGUAUAAGGAGCUGCCCAAACUGGUGCAUGCCAAGGAGGGUUUUCAAGGUUGCCUGGCAUCUAUGGAUCUGAAUGGGCGCCUCCCAGACUUGAUGUCCGACGCUCUGGACUGUGUGGGGCAGAUAGAGAGAGGCUGUGAAGGUCCCAGCACUACCUGCCAAGAGGACUCGUGUGCCAACCAGGGUGUGUGUCUUCAGCAGUGGGAGGGCUUCAGCUGUGACUGCAGCAUGACAACGUUUGGAGGACCAUUGUGCAACGAUGGUAGGAUUCCUUGCUCUAAUUCUUUACUCUUUAAAUAAGUUUUGAUCAGUUCAACACACGUAUAUUUUGCAUUAUAGGAUUGUUUUAUCCAUUUUUUGUUUCAUAAUAAAAGGUGGGUAUAUUAACUCCUCUAUCCUCAUGUUCACUGUUGGUUUAAGGCUCUGAUUUAAUUAAUUUACACACUUUUAUUACAAAUUCUUAAACAAUAAGAUACAAUUCCAAUCUUGCUAUUUAAACUGCUUGAAAUAAAUACAAUUAAACCAUUUUAUUUUUGGCUUUCUGACUUGAAUGUAUACGUUUUGCUGCUUGAGUUGAUUAUUGGGGAGAUUCUGCUAAACAAACCUUUAUGUGUAUGACUGGUAAAUGGAAGUUCAGAAACACACCACUAGAGGGAGCAACACACACAUGUUCUGCUAAGAAAAGUAUUAUUUGAUUAUAUUGACAUAAACACUUAUCUUUAUGGUCAUUAUACCAGAAUUAUUAUUAUUUUUUUGCCUUGGUUGUUGCAGCUGCAGAAGCUUUUCUGAUGUAAGCUUUGUAGUUUAUUAGAUUAGAUUAGAUAUCUUUAUCUAUGCAUGUUAUUUAUAUGUAAGGCUCUAGGCUCAGUAAUGCAAAUGACAAAGAACUGCUCCAUAUAAAAAAAAUCUGUAUGUUUUUAUGCAGCACUUGCAAAUGGUGGUUUUGUUUGUUCAUUAAUUUAUUCUGCAGCACUUCACACAGCAAGGGGCGAAUGGGCAGUGGGCUGCACUGCACUGAAAAAAGGAAGGAACAGAGUGGACUAUUCAGUAAUGUCAGAGAAAAGCAGCAUCAAAAUCAAUGCAUUCUGUGUUUGAUAAGGUCCUGUCUUUUGUUACUAGCAGAUUGCAUUAUUAGACUUACACUCUGAACAGAUCUACAGUCAAUGAGAGCACUAAAAGAAUUAUUCUGUCUGUAAAAUGCAAGCUUGAGAUCCCCCCUCUAUUCAUCUUCCUCUGCCUCUCAGUCCUCAAACCAUGUUUGAAAAAGGAAUUCGACCGUGCUCGGGGGAUGUUUUUGUUGGUGACCUUCAUAUGAACCUUUCUCAUGUUUUAAAGGGAUAAGAAAUGCAGAUUCUUAUUUAUUUUUACCUCCUCUCAUACAUAUUUAUAUAUUUCAGAGGUCAUUGGUAAUGGGAGCAAAAAGGCACAUGGGACAUCUUUAGCUCUCAUGGGAGGAAAGUGCACCACCUGCUGAGAUUGGUUAGCGAGUUAUUCCAGCUGCCCUAACAAACAAUGGGUUAGACCAGUUGGCCAGGUUAUGGGAUGCAAGAAACCACAAAAGCCAGGCUUUCCAAGAAUUCUCUUCCAUCACACAUCGUCUAAGCUAGUUCACAGAAAAGUGAUGCAAGACUGUGCUGCAGAAACUGAGACUUUUUUCUGUGUUGAUAGAUUGUCACGGGUAUGAAAGUGAAGAGAACGAGAGGAGCAUCCCAGGAAAAAACGUUUAUCAGAUAUUAGCAUAAGCCGAAAUGCAGUCAAUUUACAAU